GUAUUUUCACGAUAAUCUAUCUUGAGCUCUAGUACCAAAGGCACAAAGUGGAAACAGCUGUUUAUAUCCGAAGUUGAGGUUAUAACUUUGUGUGGUGUUUUGAAACACAAGUGCUGUGAGUUGGAAAACAUUUCAGAAACAAAGGAAGUAAUUUAAUCCAUGUACUGUUCUAAUAUUUAUUAAUUUAUCCAGCGUAAUGGCGGCUCGGAGAUCACCGAUUUUGUGUUUAUUAUUUGUUUGUGUGAUAGUCACGUACCUUGGUAAAGUAAAGUGCAAUGAACCGCAUUGCUCAAAGUUUGAUUUUGAGGAGAAGGUUUUGGAAAAACUCGUUCGAAUGGAGUAUAAAGCGGAAGUGCAAGAACAGACAAUAAGAAAAGAAUUAGGAGAUAUGAAAAAUGAACUUGAGAGUUUCCGAAACGAUUGGCAGAAACUUAAACAAGAAAAUGAUGACUUGAAAACCAGCUUGAAAAGUGUCGUUCAGUCCAGUUUAGAUGACUUUGUGAUCCCGACUGUUAUGUUUAAGGCUCGAGGAAUGAUGGACCUGUCAUUGGACAAAGGACAAACAAUGGUUUUCAAGGACGUCAUGUUUAACAAUGGUAGCGGGUAUGAUAAUACCACAGGAGUAUUCACCUGUCCAGUAGAGGGCGUGUAUUUAUUCACUAUUCAUUUGUGUACUUCAUCAAGCAAAUACAUUACAUAUGACGUCAUGGUCGAUGGGACAAUACACACCAAGGGAGCACAUAGGGAUGCCACAGAUUCAGUUUGUACCUCUGCCGAUGAUAUCGUUGAAUUACGUAAGGCGAGCAGAGUUUGGGUUCAAUCAAACCACGAUCCAGAUGAAUUAUAUGAAGAUGACUAUCGAUGGAGCUCUUUUUCGGGUGUUUUGUUACAUAAUUAAUGAGGGAAACCGUGUCACAGAGACAAACAACAAAUUUUAAAUCUAUAAUGCACUAUGAACAUAACAAGGAAUAUAACUGAUAUUUUUCCUAGGUAUUGACAGGAGCAGCCUCAUAUGAAAUGACAAAACUUUAAUUUAAGACUACCUUGCGUCUUGAUACGUGUUAUGUAGUUACUCUUUUACUUGUCUGAUUUCAAUAUGUUGUUAAGUGUGUGUAUGCUUUCAUAAUCAUUAUGUAAUGUUUUGAUUUCUUUGCAUUAUGAUAUAAUUUUCAUGAUGUGAUAAAAUAUAAGUAUUUGUUCCGUUGUUUUCGUAUUUGUGAACUCAUGCAUUGCUUAAUAUAUAAGUAUCAUGUUGUUCAUAUGACAUAAUUAUGAUGCAACUCAUACUCGUGUAUUGCUUAUUGUUUACAAAUUGCUUUAAUCUAUUUUGUAUAUCUCUAUGAUGAGAAACCGUAAUGGUUUGAGUCGAAUAACCUCUGUUAUGUCCUUUUAUACUUUCAUUUGCACAUUACUUGAUAUUGAUUAUCAGUAUGCUGUUUAUGAAUUAGGCAAUAAAUAGUUUGUGCUGUUU
Molecule: messenger RNA, 1471 nt
Organism: Mya arenaria
Lineage: Eukaryota; Metazoa; Mollusca; Bivalvia; Myida; Myidae
Exons: 1
Coding region: 197-898 (233 amino acids)
Molecular function (GO): protein binding
Source: RefSeq, a predicted model, not a curated record